GCGCCUUUGUGGGUCGCUGGCCUUUCUGGGCCUCGUAGCACUGUUCUCCACCGGUGCUUUGGCCGAUGUUGAAACGAUCAUUGUCCAAAGACAUGUCCAAAUGCUCGGCUCGCAAGAAUGCACGUAUGGUCCGUCAUUUUGGUGCAAAAACAUUACUAAUGCUGCUGGAUGUAAUGCCGUCAAACAUUGUAUUCAAACAACUUGGGUUACACAGACAUAUCCCGAAGAUAAUGAUGAUAUUUGUACAAUUUGUAAAAAUAUGGUGAAAGAAGCUCGUGACACACUCACCAGUAAUGUUACAUUGGAAGAACUAAAAGAAGUCUUUGAUGGAUCUUGUAAAUUAUUGCCAUUGAAAAUAAUUAAAAAUGAGUGUAUGAAAUUAUCGGAUGAUUUUAUACCUGAACUUGUUGACACUUUGGCUUCACAAAUGGACCCUAAUGUUGUUUGCACUGUAUCUGGCCUGUGCAAUAAUGCGCGUAUUGAUAAGCUUCUACUGGAAAAUAAAGGAAAAGAUCAAACAGCAGCUGAUAGUGAAUACCAUCAAUGUGAACAAUGUGCUAUUGCUAUGGACAAAGGAGAAUAUUUAGUACAGAGCAUGUCUAGGAAUGAAGUUUUAAAUAAAAUUUUAAUGAUGUGUGGAGAACUGAGCAGUUAUUCUAAUGCAUGCAGUAGUAUAGUAUUAACAUAUCAAAAUGAAAUAUUUAAUGCCGUUAAGAAUGGCUUUAAUAAACAUAAUGUAUGUAUGUUGAGUGGUAUGUGUUCAGAAGCAUUCCAUCCCCAUGCUGAUGGUUAUGAAAAAUCAAAAAAUGCUUUGAUGGGCGUUGAAAUUAGUAAUGCUGGUGAACGAGGUAUAAUUCAAAUCCAAAAAUCUAAUGAAGUUAGUGAUGAAUUAACAUGCGAAUUUUGUGAAACCUUGGUCAAACAUUUGAGAGAUAUUUUGGUUGCCAAUACAACUGAAGAACAAUUCUCAGACGUACUUAAAGGUCUUUGCAAACAAACUGGGAGUUUCUCAAAUGAGUGUUUGGCAAUAGUUGAUGAAAAUUAUACACGUAUUUAUCAGUUCCUUGUUAAUGAAUUAAAUGGAAAAGUUCUUUGUACAAUAGUUGGCAUUUGCCCCAAAUCUCUUAACUCUCGUUAUAAUCUCAACGACAUUAUACCAAUGUACCCUCUUAUUCCAAUUGAAUUUUUACAAAGCCAGGAAUCCAUCAAAACCGAACAAGAUAGUUCAUUUACUACUAAAAAAGAGCAAAAUGAACGUAAACCUACACUUGUCGUGGUCGAUGAACAACCUCCGAAAGUUCAAAAUAUUAAUGUCAUCAAGAAAUCUCCAAUUAUUGAUAUAUUCUAUAAAGAAAUGCAUUUUGUUGUCAACGAUGUCAAUAUGCCCACUGACAAAACUACAUGUUUCUUGUGCCAGUCAAUUUUAAAUUACGUUCAACAAGUAGUAACUGAUCCAAAAUCUGAAGCGGAAAUUCGUUCAGCAUUGGAAAAAUCUUGCAUGGUUGUGCCAUCAUCAUUUGAACAACAAUGUAAACAGUUUGUCGACCAAUAUGGUGAUGCCUUUAUUUCACUUGUAGCACAAGAAGUUGAUCCAUCAAUAAUCUGUCCAGAAUUGAAAUUAUGUCCAGUAACAGAUUUAUCUUUAACUUCAAACAAAGAUAGUGAAAGUUCAAAUAAUUGUCCUAUGUGUGUUAUUUUUAUGUCAGCUUUAGAAUCUGAAAUUUCUAAUAAAGAUACAGAAGAAGUGAUUAAAAAGAAAUUAGAGAAGUUGUGUACCAAACUACCAUCCAAAUGGAAAGGGGAAUGUACAAAUUUUGUUUCAUCUCAGUUACAAAGCAUACUCGACAUGUUAGUUGCUCAAGUUAAACCUGAAGAAAUUUGUGUUUUAUUGGACAUUUGUAAACCAAAAACCAUUUCUGAAAGUGCUGAAGAUGAUUUAGAAACAAAUAUGAUUGCUACGGCUGGACAAGUUACUAUAGUGUUCCCUGGAUACAAUAUGGGACAAUUAUUGGCUAAUAAUUACAAAAUGUUGGAAGAGCCAAAAAUUCCAACUCCAUUUUGUCUAGUAUGCACUGUUGUAAUGAAAUAUUUGCAUGGUGUCUUCAAAGAUAAAACAAAUCAAGACGAAAUAGAACAGGUUUUAGAUUCAGUAUGUCGCGUAUUACCCAAUGUUGAAGAAAAUGAAUGUCAAUCUUUUAUUGAUGCAAAUUAUCAGCAAAUUAUCAAGUUUAUCCAAAUUGGAACAGAACCAAGUGUUGCGUGUAUGGCAUUAAUGGUGUGUGAAGAGGAUAAAAUCCAAGGUAAAAUAAAUAUUGACCUGCCAAAAAAGAAUGUACAUUUGACUACUACAGAGUCUGUUGAAUUGGAUAGUUCUAUUAGUUGUGCUGCCUGUGAAGCAUUUAUUACUGUAUUUGAAGAUCGUUUAAUCAAUGAUUCAGUAAGCGUUGACGACAUAGACUUGGUUGAGCUGUGCAGUGAAGUUGAAAUCAAUUAUAAGGAUGAGGUCAAUGAUAUGCUGAAUCUCAUCAAGUACAGCUGCAAGGCAAAAUUUGAUGACAACAACGAUUGGCUCAUCAGAGCUGUAAUAGAGAAUUUGCGAACCACAUGCACCAAGUGUGCGGAAAAAAAAGAUGUUAAAUUUCAUCCAAAGUGUAGCAUUUGCAAAGAUGUGAUCCAUGACAUAAAACAUAAAAUUGAAACCUCUCCACUAGAAAAAGAUAUUCAGUACAGAUUAGAAUCAUUAUGUGAUGUUCUACCAGACAAAAGCAAAUGUGUUGACUUUGUGGAGCAGUACACCCAAAAACUUCUCAACACUUUAAUAGAUGACAUCAAAGAACAAACCUUAUGUGCUGAAAUUGGAUAUUGCUAAUAUCCUUUUUACGAAAAUCAUAUUGUAUGAACAAAUCCCCUACUGUUCAUUAACGUUAAGAACUGAUAUUUACUCAAUUUAGUCAUUGAUCUUUUUUUAAAAUUAAAAUAAUCUUAACAAUGUUACUAUUUUUAAGAAAUAAAUAGACACAAAUUAUAAAAAGAAA
Messenger RNA from Rhopalosiphum maidis (corn leaf aphid), 3035 nucleotides. It is a transcript of the gene Sap-r, whose product is annotated as prosaposin. NCBI's taxonomy places the organism in Eukaryota, Metazoa, Arthropoda, Insecta, Hemiptera, Aphididae. Gene Ontology annotation, biological process: sphingolipid metabolic process. Bases 101 to 2869 code for a protein of 922 amino acids. The transcript is spliced from 18 exons. The record is from RefSeq and is a predicted model, not a curated record. Gene Ontology annotation, cellular component: lysosome.